This is a messenger RNA of Phytophthora nicotianae INRA-310, 1287 nucleotides long. RefSeq lists its product as hypothetical. The record is from RefSeq and is a predicted model, not a curated record. Bases 220 to 1287 code for a protein of 355 amino acids. Lineage: Eukaryota; Oomycota; Peronosporomycetes; Peronosporales; Peronosporaceae. Gene Ontology annotation, cellular component: lysosome. Gene Ontology annotation, molecular function: palmitoyl hydrolase activity; thiolester hydrolase activity. The transcript is spliced from 7 exons.
GCGGUGGUACCAUCCCCAGCCACGUGCACCCGCGCGCGACAUGGCAUCGCCAGCGCCGCGUACCAGCUUCGAUCGGCCAAACGCAGACAUGGUAGCAGUCGUCCACCUUGAGCUAAUUGCUUGUCCCCGGCGAUUUCCAGCCAGACGCACAAUCGUACUUAGUUGGGAAGCUACACUCAUAUUAUUGCCCUGAGUUUAGUGUCACUCUGAUUUAGCGACAUGCUGUGGCUUGAAGAAGAAGACAAUCAGAUACAGGGAGGAGCGAUCCAGCGGAGAGAAAUGGUGAGAAGCAACAGGCUGCUGCUCAUAGUGGCGGUCGUCACGGCCGCGCUGGUUCUUGUGCAGUUUGCGCUGAUUAGUGAAGAGUCGACGACGUAUUUCGAGGAGGAAGAAAUACUGCAGUUGGAGGCGGUGAAGAAGACACCUGUAUUCCAACAGAUGACGACGUUGCCAGUGGUGCUGAUGCACGGCAUGGGUGACGCUGCUGGAAAUGGAGGGAUGAUGCGCAUUCAAAAGACAAUCGCAGAGCAUCUUGGAGUUUACGUGGCAAAUGUGCAGCUCGGCGACUCAGUAGCCGAAGAUGUACAGAACAGCUUCUUCGUCACGAUGAACAACCAAACGGACAUGUUCGCUAAGAUUGUGCGAGAGGAUCCACACUUGGCGAAUGGAUUCAAUGCAGCAGGAUUCUCCCAGGGUAACUUGUUGAUCCGCGCAUACAUCGAGCGGUUCAACGACCCUCCUGUCCACAACUUUAUAUCAUUCCAUGGACCGCUUGCUGGUGUGGGCGGACUUCCACGGUGCUCCCCUCUCAACUUUAUUUGCAAGGAAAUCGAUAAGCUUAUUGGUGAAGCAGUUUACACCAAACGUGUUCAAGAGCGUAUCGCACAAGCGAAUUACUAUCGCGAUCCUCUCCGCAUUGACGCCUAUCUGAAACACGCGGAAUUUCUUCCCGACCUUAACAAUGAGAAAAUGUCUAGAAACCAGACAUACAAGAAUAAUUUCAUUAAACUGCAGAACCUUGUGCUCGUUCGAGCCAACAAGGAUACUCAGGUGUUUCCGAAAGAAUCCGAGUGGUUCGGAAUGUACCAAGACGGUGACCCGUACAAGACAAUACUUGGCUUCAACGAGACAAGAUGGUACCAAGAAGACUUGUUCGGGCUAAAGACUCUGGAUAAGGCUGGCAAGGUUCAUUUCUUGUCAACGGAUGGAGACCAUCUACGCUUUUCCAUCGAAUUUCUACUGGGAGUGGUCGACAAGUACUUUGGCCCACAAAUUAUGAGCAGCUAA